AUGGCUCCUCCAGACAGUACAGAAGCCAUCCAGAAUCGAGAGCUCAAAGGGGUUGAAAAAGACGGGGUACAGACUCCAGCGGCAAAGCAAGCUCCGGAAUUUAAUGAGCAGACCAACUAUGUACCAGUAAAAACUAUCAUUACGAUAUUCCUGGCCUGCGCGACAGUCGAUCUCCUGGCAUUAAUGGACCAGACAACGCUUGCUGCAAGUUUAGCAAUCGUCAGUAAAGAGCUUGGAGCGAGUUCGGAAAGUGCCUGGAUUGCCGGGGCAUAUUUCCUCACAUCGACUUCUUUCCAACUUCUCUACGGCAGGCUGUCAGACAUUUGGUCUCGAAAAGUUCUGCUGGUCGCUGGCAUUUUCAUCUUCUUCUUUGGAUCUCUAGCUGCAUCCUUGGCAACAUCAGCCACACAACUGAUCAUCUUCCGUGCAUUCACUGGUGUCGGCGGCGGUGGUCUCAUGAGCGUUGCUCAGAUGAUUGUCAGCGAUAUCGUACCGCUUCGCGAGAGAGGAAAGUAUCAGGGUAUCCUAGGAUCCGUUGUUGCGCUCGCUAAUGGCAUCGGUCCUGUCAUCGGAGGUGCGUUUGCGUCUCGUGGGCAUGGUUCUUGGAGAUGGAUUUUCCGCUUAAAUUUGUUUUUGAGUGUGCUCACUACAACGUGUGUGUACUUUUUCAUGCCUCUGAGAAAAGUGAAUGGCAACUGGAAGAGGAAAGUGGCUGCUAUCGAUUUCCCAGGAUGCGUUCUAUCUUUAUCAGGAUCAACGUUGCUCGUGCUAUCUCUAACUUGGGCUGGUGGCGAAUAUGCCUGGAAUUCCGUCCAAGUCAUCACCACCUUGGUACUUGGCAUCUGCGUUAUGCUAGUAUUCGUGAUGUGGCAAUGGAAGGGUACUUCGGUUCCUCUGAUACCAUUGGUCAUCUUCAAGUCGAAAGUAGUCAAUGGAGCGACACUGUCAAUGUUUGUCAAUGGAUGGAACUUCCUCGUCCAGGUUUACUACAUUCCGACAUUCUAUCAGCUUGUCUACGGCUACUCAGCCGUCAAGUCAGGAGCGCUUUUGCUGCCGAUCACAUUGACUCAAACGUUGUUCAGCACGCUCUCGGGAUUGGUCAUCCACAAGACCGGAAGAUAUCGAGAGUGUUUACUCUUAGGAUGGGCAGUCUGGGCCAUUGGACUUGGUCUAUACUCUACCCUUGACAGUCCAUCGCUUGGUCAACAGAUUGGCUUUGGGCUUCUGACAGGCUUCGGGCUCGGCAAUACCCUCCAGCCUUCGCUGAUAGCGAUUCAAGCUGGAGUAGAACGAAAGCACAUGGCGGUCGUGACAUCCACCAGAAACUUUGUCCGCAACUUAGGAGGCACUCUUGGUCUAGCCUUGUCUGGUACAAUCAUCAACAAUGUCGUGGCUACUAGUCUCAACACUCAGGAGCUGUCAAGGCCCGAUGUACAGCUCUUGCUCAACUCGCCAGGCAUCUUCCGCGAAGCCUUUGGCGAACAACGUACCGAGAUGGCUCGUAUUGCACUUGCAUCAGCUUACCGCGAUGGCUUCAAGAUUAUCUUCAUCGUGGGAGCGGCACUCAAUGCCUUUUCAUUCUUCCUUGCGUGGUUUUUGAUGCCGCAGGUCGCUCUUGAAAGGAAAGAUGAUGACCAGCUGAAGGCAGAAGGACAAAAAAGGCAUGCAGAGAAGCGCGUGGAUUCUGCCACUCUCGUCGCACUCACGCUCGCCGCAACUGGUCUCGCCCAGAUCCCAGACGGCUAUCGAAGAGUCUACAUCACAUCCAAACAAGACACGAAAUUCGUCAUUGUCCCCAAAGCAAGAACAGCAGGCACCACGCUCGUCGUACAAACCUUGACCUCCACACCCGACCAACAAUGGUACAUCAAACCCAACGCAACCAGCAUCCAACUCGCCGACACAACCCUAUGCAUGGACGCCGGACCCAAGAGCGGCUGGAAAGACAUGGCCAACGUGUAUAUCCGUGAAUGCGCGGAUAACGAGCAGCAAAAGUGGGUUGCGCAGGAUGAUGGGAGGAUUGCGUUGCAGGCGUCGACGGGGACGCAGCAGUGUUUGGAUUUGCAGUAUUUGAGGGCGACGCAGAAUAAUCCCGUUGGGUUGUAUAAUUGUGCGGGGUUGGGGAAUACGGGGGCGGCGGAUAAGGGGAUUAAUUGGCCGUUGGUGGAUGCGACUGUUUGA
Plenodomus lingam JN3 is the source of this 2181-nucleotide messenger RNA. The record is from RefSeq and is a predicted model, not a curated record. Lineage: Eukaryota; Fungi; Ascomycota; Dothideomycetes; Pleosporales; Leptosphaeriaceae.